GAAGUGCUGCUGAGUAUUUUAACCUUAUAGUCAAACCACAGUCAGCAAGCAUUCAGCUGCAUGCGUUCUCAGCAGCAGCAGCUUCAGUGACUAACAGACUAACCACAGGAAAGGCAAUCCUGAUCAAACCAAAGGGCAUCAUCCUGUUUGAAGCUGACGUGCUAGUACUGAGAAGUAAAACCAGCAGUUUAUGAAAACGAUAGUUUAUUUUGAAUGUAGGUGCAUAAAGAGUGAAUAAGAGCAUUCCUCAUCCUCAGCCACAAUGUCUUCUCAUUACAUCCUGGACUGGAUCCUUCUGAUCUGGCUUACAGGCCCUACGGUGUCAGGACUGCUGGUGAAGGGAGAGGUUGGUCAGAACAUCACCGUGCCCUGCUUUUACACGGUUAGGACAGAACAUGACAUCACCUCAAUGUGCUGGGGCCGUGAUGCCUGCCCCCCUUCCAAAUGCUCUCGCCCCAUUAUCUGGACAGAUGGGAGGAAAGUGACAGAGGGGUACCACACAAAGUACGUGCUGAAAGGGAACCUGCUGAAGGGCAACGUGUCCCUCACCAUCCUGAAUGCCCAGGAAACAGACAGUGGGACGUAUUGCUGCCGUGUGGAGAUCCCAGGGUGGUUCAACGACAAGACAACCAACCUCCAGGUGGUGGUUGAGACAGCUAGGGUCUCUACUGCAACUCCUCUCACUCACACCUCUCCACCGACCUCAGCUCCUGGGAGUGCCAGUGAAACGUCCUUUACUGUCAGAACGUGGCCACCAGUUUCUCUUUCAGAAGCUCCUGAGACUGCCUCUGGUUCCUACUCAAGCAUCUCAGACUACCCAGAAGUAACCUCCAGCCUGCAGAAUUCAUCCAUAUCAACUCACAGUCAGCAGUAUUCAGAAAAGAGUGUUUACCUCAGAACUGGAUUGUGCGUGGGGUUUCUGCUCAUCCUCGGUUUGGGUCUGUUCCUAGGUAGACGAUAUUUACGCAAUAUGAAGAAACUGAGUAAGUUUGCAAGCUCUGUUGCAUUUUGGAGACCAGAACGUGCUGGGAACCAAAGUGCCCUGGAAGUUGAGAUCCACGCAGAGGAAAACAUUUACACAAUACACUAAGAACUGUAUGCAUGCUUUCCUUUGUCAUCUCUGGGACUUUAAAUAUUUUCCAAAAUGUUAGCUGCUCCCUCUGCUCUGCAGCUAAGUGUGCCUGGACUACUAAAGCAUCACUCAUAUCAUUCUAAUAAAGCAAAUAAAAGCUACAAUACUAAUUAAAAA
Molecule: messenger RNA, 1249 nt
Organism: Centrocercus urophasianus (Greater sage-grouse)
Lineage: Eukaryota; Metazoa; Chordata; Aves; Galliformes; Phasianidae
Product: hepatitis A virus cellular receptor 1 homolog
Exons: 8
Coding region: 263-1090 (275 amino acids)
Source: RefSeq, a predicted model, not a curated record